GCUUUCGGCUUUCGACUCGUUACUCGUUAUACUCGUUUGGGUUUGGAGUUGCCAUAUGACCGGCUUCUCGAAUGUUUCUUUCGCGCGUAACGUUUUUUUAAGUUCGCGUGACAAUUAUAUGUGCCAGUACGUUGUAUAAUUAUUGUUAGAUUGUUGAAAAGUGAUUGAAAAAUAUCCAGGAACACGAUGACGGACGACAAAGCAGGCACCGAGGAUAUGUGGACGCCUUAUAAAGAGCUCCAAAGUUUAGUCGAACGAUACAUAACCUCCGCUCCGAGUAACGAUGACCCACAGUAUCAUGAAUUCAUGGAGGCUCUUCGUAAUCAUAGACAAAAUUUUCUUAGUCUCAUGAAAAAUCCUCCCAAGAAUGCGGAGAGCCGUGAAGAGAUUAAAAAAGGUGUAACAGAGGGAAUAACAUUACCAGGUUUGGGGUACCACGUAUUAUCGAAGGAGUUGGUGGACGAGACUCUGAUAAUAUCCGACAUGUACGAUUUGAACGAGUUCAUGGCGUUGGAUCUGUUGUGUACAGCGCAACUACAAAUGCCGUAUCACCCAGGUUUGACGAGAGGUUUGACAGCAGUUUUGUUGUACUACGACGGCAGAAAGGCAUUGACGUCGGCACUGCGAAGUUUGGUUCAAGCACGAAUAGGUCACAGUUGGGUAUUGGACACGCCGAUAUCAUUGACGAAAAAAAUCACGGAAUACACGAACAAAAUGCGGGAGGACGGUUUGCUCGACCGUAUUUUAUCUCUCUUGGAGGAAAUGGAUGCGACGAAGGAGCAAGACAUGCUUCAGCAAAAUCGGGCUCUCGGAGGGGCUAAGCAUCACCAAAUGGUGAUGAAACUUUACAACGACACGAGGCAAGACUUGGCGGACAUUUUGUACCUCUGGUCAGCCCAGACUUCGCUCCCUCCGCCGAUAAUGUUUCGGCUACUGGCCCUCCUGGAAACUCGUCAACCGGAGUCUGAGGCCGGAGAGGGUGGUCCGGACAGAGUGACGUUGGCUCUGAUAAUGGCGCUUUUGAACUGUUUGAAUCUGAGCGCUCUGCACAGCCGAGAGGACGGUGAAGAGAUCGUGAGGUCCAUGCCCCUCGUAGCUGAGGGCGGAGUCCUCGAAGAAAUCGUGCAAAAGCUCACGAGCGAAAACAUCAGCUGGGAAAGCCCCGGCUUACGCGGGGUCUUUCAAUUCGCCCUCGCGAUCGCCAUGACCGUCAUUAAGUCGGCCUCGAACCUUGGCGAAAUGCAGGACAUUACUCAGGAGGAUGAAAUCCUCCUGGAAACUGCACUCUCCAACAAAGCUUUUCAUUAUUUAGCUCAAGUUAUAUUCCAAUGUGAGAGUAUACGUCACGAAGAGUUUUAUCUCCGUCAUUUUCACGCCCUCAUCGCGGACUUCAUAAUGCUGAUGCCCCUGAAAGUGAAAGAACUUCGUUCACGGGCCGACGAGUCGAUGAGAUUCAUUCAAGCUUAUCAGCAGGAAGGGGUCGAGCCUCCGAUGAACCUGGACAACCAUUUCGAGUACCUGAUGCUCAUGAUCGCCGAGCUCUACAAAACGGAUCCUCUCAACUUGAAUCUUACCAUGGAUUAUUGGUACCAACAGUCCGAAAGUUCGCACAUGAACGCCGGUUUGCACCCGAAUCGUUUGCCCUCCCGGCAAGCCGCUCUCUUCAAGUUCGUCAGACUCGCAGGCGAGAUUUUGCCCUCGGGGUUGUUCGUGCCCUACCUGCGGAUGAUCGGUUCCCUGGCCUCUUCGAAACAAGCCGCGCGGCAGGCUUUCAACUUCCUGAAGCCGAACGGAACGACCGGAUCGAGCACGAUAUCCUGGGACCAUUUUUUCACCUCCUUGAGUCGUUAUUACUACAACCUCCGUCAGGAACUUCCGCCGAGUCAGGACACGAUUUACCGGCAGAGGAGUCACCCGAAGGGCAUAACGCCGCACGAGGUCAAGGGCCUCGAGGCCGUUCUCAACGUCGUUCAAAUCGUCGCCACGUUCGACGAGUUGUCGAGGGUCGCGAUCUGCGAUCAUCCAGGCUGGAAGGUCCUCCCGUCCCUGAUCGGGCUCGUCGGGUGCGCGAUGCCGAUCCCCCUGAAAGGCGUGCUCGUCCGGACCCUCGCCGCGCUCGCCAAAUCGCCGGAGAGCUCGUCCACGAUCUGGCAGAGCCUCGAAGCGGCUCAAAUCGUGUGCACGAUUCCCAGCACGAGCAGCUACCAGCCUCGAGGCAUUCAAACUGAGCUCGAGGAAAUAGAGUCCCGAAACGAAGAGUAUCCGCUGACCCGGGCCUUCCUGGAGCUGUUGGACUCCCUCACGGAUUUCCCGAUCCCCAGGCUCCUCGGCGUCGGCCAGAGGAACCCCGGCUUCGACCCUUAUCUCUAUUUCAUCAUCAACACCGUUUUCUUACGGUUCAAUACGAGAUCGUACCGGAAUCCUGCCGAGAAAUGGCAGGUGGCGAAGACCUGCUUGAAGAUCUUCAACAAACUGGCUUCCCAGUACGAGCCGAGCGUCGAGGACUUUGUCGGCUGCAAAGUGGAGCUCCACGCCGGGGAAACGACGGUCGUCAACCCGGAGCCGGGCUACCAUUUGAUGACUCAAUUGCACACGAAUUCCCAGCUGCUCCACACCGUUCUCUACGUCCUCGACGAAGGUCGCCAGCUUCUUAACACUUAUGACUCUUUUCCAGGGAAGAAAGACCUCGAGGACAGCACGCUCAGUUGCCUGAAGAUUCUCGAGUGCGGUUUGAGGACGCAGCACCAUUACAUGACGCAGUUGGCAGCGGCGACGUCGACGAACAAGAUUCUCACGGGCUUGUCGCGUCUCCUGUUGGGCGUUAAUCCCCGCACCGGGAAGCCCGACCACAUGAUCAACGUCGCUAAUUACGUUUCUUACAAUUCUUGGCUCCGGGGGCACGCGUACGUCGCGAUCGGCGUCAUCCAGGGCGUCGCUUCCGAGCCGGGGGCCGAUUCUCAGCUGCUCUCGACCUUCACAGCGACGCCGUCUCUCGCCCUGAGCAUUCGCCACGGUUUCGUCGAGUGUCUCGACAACGAGACGGAGGAGGAGGAGGACGAUCCUCUGAAGGAGUCGAGCAACUGCAAGGAGCGGAUCCUCCUGCUGAUGAUGCAAAGCAUCACGAGGCCCGCGCCCAACCUGGCUCACUAUCUCCUCGACUUCUACAUCGCCAAAGACAUCAGAAAAACGAUAAUCCAGCAGCCUGGGUUGCUCGGCUUUCCCCGGACGUGCCUCCACUCGAUCCUCGGCAUCCUGGAGCUCGGUCUCGAGCGACAGAGGGACAAAAUAACCGAAGCUUCUUAUUGCUUCCUUCACACAUUGGCAGCGAACACAAAGACCUCGAUGCCGGUGCUCCGGUUCCUCCGGACCGCGACGAAUCAGGAUUUCGUCCAGAGGCACCUAUCCAAAUUGCCUUUCCAGGGGCCCAACCGCGCAACCGAGCUCGCCUGCAUGUCCUGGCUCCUGAAAAUCGCCGCUAUCGAGCUCCGCGUCACCGGCGGCAACCUCCAGAACUCCCUCGUCCAAAGGCUCGUCGGGGAUUCCAGCCAGGAGCGAGAGCCCGCGAUGCCGACGCAGAAGCUCCUCAUGGACCUGCUCCACUACAUCGACUUCCAGCUCCACCUCGAGCCGACCAAAUCCUGGGAAUUUUUCGAUCCCUCCCAGGUCGAAAUGGUCCUCGGACGCUGCAGCGUUCCCGUCCUCCUCGGCGGCGGUCCCCAGCUCGUCGACGUCAGGAAACUCCACUCCCUCAUCACCGAGGAACUCGCCGUCACCCAGAGCAGCUCUACCGCGACGCAGCGGAAGCUUAUGCAGCAAGAAUUACAGUCCAUUUUGUCUUACGCUCUGAAAAGAAACCAGACCAAGACUCUCUCCUACGCCACAGUCAAGUUCGUCGAGGGCUGGUGCCAAACGACCGAGAUCCUCUUUUCCAUCGCCAACAGCCAACAACUGCCGACCCCUCACCGUCAGAGUCUCCUUCUCAACCUCGCCCACGAUCUCCUCCAAAAAAUGACCUCCUGCGAGGCCCUCCACGAGAUAAAAACCCUCGUCUCCGGGACCGUCCUCAUCCUCUUGGUCAACCUCAAGAACAGCUUCGCCCUCGAGUCCGAGAACGUUAUUCUGCCGUCCUCGCCUUCCUACACGACCAUGAUGAAGAUCAUACUCUCCCACGUGCUCCAGUGGAUCUUGAACUCGAGCGCAUCCUCCCAGAAGGUCAGGACUCAUCUGUACGGGGCCCUGCUCAACUUCCUGUGCGUCGUCGGCCGCGAGAAACCCGACAACGGGAGCGUCGUCGCGGACUCCACUUACGUCAGCCAACUCGACAGCUCGUUGUACCGGGCCUCGAGCAACCAGGAGCGCUCCCACCGCUACGCGACGAUCCAGGUGAUCAACGGCUUCGGUGACAAACUCAUGGACAUCCUCUGUCACAACUGCUCCAGCGGCCACGACGUCUGCAAGAUGCUCGCCCUCUCGUGCCUCGACAAAAUACUCGAGCUCGACUGCGACAACACCUGGACCGUCUAUCUCGCGAGACGAGGAUACCUGAAGAACAUGAUCGACGGGCUCCUCGAGUCGGACGCCCUCCUCCGCGCCAUGCUCCAACCGGAGCCCCAAACCCUCCGGCCCCUCUAUCUCUACGAAGCCCAAAUCGCGACCUUCUGCAGGAUGGCCUCGAGCCGCCUCGGCGCUGAGAACCUCCUCGAGAACAAAGUUCUUUCGUGCCUCUCGAGCAUGUGCGUUUUCGACCAGCAUCCCGACGUCCACGUCGCCUUCGAGGACCCCGAAUCCUCGUUCGUUCCUUCCAUCGGCCAGAGAUACCAGCAAAUAUUUUUGCCCGCCCUCUACCUCUGCGACUCCCUCCUCACGACCCUCGGCACCGAGAACCAAUCCUGCGCCGUCCAGGUCUGCGGCUUCCUCCAGUCGCAUCGCGACACCGUCGAGAUGAUACUCCGCAACGCUUUCCCCCAAGGAAAUCGACUCUUCCUCAAAGAAGUCGCCUGUCUCACCGGCGUCAUCGCCCGCUCCGCCAACAUCGACAUGUACAAGCUCGUCGAGGACGAGCUCGCCCGCAGCGACGCCGACGAGGCCAACGUCAUCGACAACACCGGCAUGCGAGAACUCAGGGCUCAUCUCUACCGACUCCAGCGUCUCGUCGUCGCUCUUCUCCCCAAAUUCAACCCACAAGCCAUUCAUUUUUACUGCAACGGAACCAGGCCCAACGAACUCGACGAACAACACUCCGCCGUCGCUCAAAUCGCUGCCAACAUUUUAUUGUACUCGAGGAAUCAAAUGCAACACUCGGAAAUGGACCAAAAAAUCAGGAACCUCUUGUUCGAACCUGAAUUAACUGUCAAAUUGAGCUCCAAGGAAACCACCCGGAACAACGUCACCGGCGUCCCCCUCGGCGCUGUCGUCGAUCAACUCGUCUCCUCCACAAACAUCAUACACUCCGAAUUACCCUACGUCGAUAGUCUCAUGAGAAAAAUUCUCAUGGUCAAAGACCUCCUCCCUGCCAACCACCUUAAAAAAUAUCUCACCGACGAAGAAAUCGAACUUGACAUUUCCAAACGCAGAAUCGUCGUCGAAAAACGACUCACCAGACAAGUCAAGGCCAAGAGACAAGGCAUCAAGUAUCUCUCCCUCAUACUCGAACACAGCCUCUACAUUCUUUGGAGCCAUUUGGACUUUUAUAUCACUCAAUCCAACUCGAGGCACAACCGGACUCAAGGAAUCGACGAAACGAUGCUCGACUGGAGAGUUUCCGACGAAACUCUUUCGGACUUGAAACAAGGAUUAGCGUCUAUCUUCACCGACAGUUUCAUCGCUCAAUUACUGGACACUCAGAACGAGUACACUAUGGUCGAUCGAGGCUUCGUCGAAGCUUUGGUCAGAAGGAUAAAAAGAUUAUUACAAUUUAUCGUUGUCAAGUGAAAUUUUGGAUUUUGUAGCUUCACAGUGUUAUUGAAUUAUUUGAAAAAACAAGUCUAUUGUUGCAGUUUUUCGAUGACUUUUUUCCUGUUUUCUGUCUUGAAAACGUUUCCAUCUCUCCCGAAACGGGAGCGUACUAGAAAUAAAACCAAUAAAUAAUUUUUUAAGGUACGAAAAAGUGA
Molecule: messenger RNA, 6110 nt
Organism: Venturia canescens
Lineage: Eukaryota; Metazoa; Arthropoda; Insecta; Hymenoptera; Ichneumonidae
Gene: Nup205
Product: nuclear pore complex protein Nup205
Exons: 4
Coding region: 187-5931 (1914 amino acids)
Biological process (GO): nuclear pore organization
Cellular component (GO): nuclear pore; nuclear pore inner ring
Molecular function (GO): structural constituent of nuclear pore
Source: RefSeq, a predicted model, not a curated record